CGAGCAGCCCGCUGGACCCCGGGAGUGAAGGCCGGGCUGCUGCGAGUCUCGAGCGCGGGAGUUGGCGCGGCGGAGCCACCAUGGUGGGCCACCUGAGUGAGGGGGCCAUCGCGGCCAUAAUGCAGCAGGGGGACACGUCCAUCAAGCCCAUCCUCCAGGUCAUUAGCAUCCGCCCCAUUACAACGGGGAACAGCCCACCCCGUUAUCGACUGCUCAUGAGUGAUGGAUUGAACAGCCUGUCGUCUUUCAUGUUGGCCACACAGUUGAACCCUCUUGUUGAGAAAGAACAGUUGUGCAGCAACUGUGUUUGCCAGAUUAACCGAUUCCUUGUUAACACACUGAAAGAUGGAAGGAGAGUGGUUAUUUUGAUGGAGCUAGAAGUUCUGAAAUCAGCAGAUGAGGUCGGAGUGAAGAUCGGCAACCCAGUGCCCUAUAAUGAAGUACACGGUCAGCAGCAGACAGUUCCGGCUCCAGCUCCUGCUCCGGCUCCAGCUCCGGCUCCAGCAGCCAAUCCCCCGGCCAGCAAGCCCCAGCAACAGAACGGGAGCUCUGGAAUGGGUCCCCCCAUGUCUAAGUCUUUUGGUGCCUCCAAGACCUUUGGGAAAGCCGGAGGUGGCAGUCUGAUGAACUCUUCCGGAGGAACACAGUCCAGAGUGGUCCCCAUCGCCAGCCUCACCCCAUACCAGUCCAAGUGGACUAUUUGUGCCCGUGUCACCAACAAAAGCCAGAUCAGGACCUGGAGCAAUUCCAGAGGGGAAGGGAAGCUGUUCUCCCUGGAGCUGGUUGAUGAAAGUGGUGAAAUCAGAGCUACUGCUUUCAAUGAGCAAGUGGACAAAUUCUUUCCUCUUAUUGAAGUGAACAAGGUGUAUUAUUUCUCGAAAGGCACCCUGAAGAUCGCCAACAAACAGUUCACGGCUGUUAAGAAUGACUAUGAGAUGACCUUCAAUAAUGACACGAGUGUGAUGCCCUGUGACGAUGGGAACCAUCUCCCCACAGUCCAGUUUACCUUCACAGGGAUCGACGCCCUGGAGAGCAAGUCUAAGGACUCACUUGUGGACAUAAUUGGGAUCUGCAAGAGCUACGAGGAUGCCACUAAAAUCACCGUGAAGUCCAACAACAGAGAAGUUGCCAAGAGAGAUAUCCAUCUGAUGGACAUGUCGGGGAAAGUGGUGACUGCUACUCUCUGGGGAGAAGAUGCUGAUAGAUUCGAUGGCUCGAGACAGCCCGUGCUAGCCAUCAAAGGAGCCCGGGUUUCUGAUUUUGGUGGCCGGAGUCUGUCCGUCCUGUCUUCAAGCACUAUCAUUAUGAACCCUGACAUCCCAGAGGCCUAUAAGCUUCGUGGCUGGUUCGACUCAGAAGGGCAAGCCUUGGAUGGUGUUUCCAUCUCUGACCUCAAGAGUGGAGGAACAAUGGGGAGCAACACCAACUGGAAGACCUUGUACGAAGUAAAAUCGGAGAACCUGGGCCAAGGGGACAAGGCUGACUACUUCAGCUCGGUGGCCACCGUGGUGUAUUUGCGCAAGGAAAACUGUAUGUACCAGGCCUGCCCUAACCAGGACUGCAACAAGAAAGUGAUCGAUCAGCAGAACGGGCUAUACCGCUGCGAGAAGUGCGACAGCGAGUUCCCCAAUUUCAAGUACCGCAUGAUCCUGUCGGCAAACAUUGCAGACUUUCAAGAGAAUCAGUGGGUGACUUGCUUCCAGGAGUCCGCAGAGGCCAUCCUAGGACAAAACACCGCUUACCUCGGGGAACUGAGAGAGAAGAAUGAGCAGGCUUUUGAAGAAGUUUUCCAGAAUGCCAACUUUCGAUCUUUCACGUUCCGGAUCCGGGUCAAACUAGAGACCUACAACGAUGAGUCUCGAAUUAAGGCCACCGUGAUGGACGUGAAGCCCGUGGACUACAGAGAACAUGCCAGAAGGCUGAUCAUGAACAUCAGGAAGAAUGCAGUGAUGUGAAGAGAGAAGCGCGGGUGGGGCAAGAAGGCAGAAAACCCAGAACUGAGAUGAAGUUGACCGGGUCCCCACCCAUACCCCGACCUCGCUGGGAUCUCAGCCGCACGAACUCUGAGCAACUUCCUAGGUGUGUCCUGGAAUCCAUAGGAAAAUGCAGGAAGGGUCCUCAGAUGGCUGCCGUGCGACCCAUGUCGGCCCCAGAGGGCAGCUGCAGGUGUGUGUGUGCCCGUCACGGCCUGGUCCUCAGGGUUCUGUUGAUCGUGUUUAGAUUUCAGCAACUGCUAGCAAGAAUUAGGUCGCAAGUGAUUGACCCUCAGUCUGUGGGCGGAGGAAUCAACGAUGUGACGAGGGCUUUUCUUCUGCCACGGUGGCACCUGCCUUGCCCGGCCUCAUUCCUGGGGGACUGGUGUGGAGCAAGGGCGUCUCAGUAGGAGUCGAGCUCGCUCUGUCUCGCGGUGCCACACCACCACUGAGGCUUGAAAUGGCAGUAGGGUAGAAUUAUUAAUCAAAGGCAUAUCUUUUAUAUCUGAAGAAUGUGCUUCCUUCAGGGCUUAAUAGAUUAAUAGACUGAGUCAGAUGGGUCUGAUAUUAAUCAAAAUUGUCCCUUCUGAGGAUGGCUGAUAAGAUUGCCUUGCUGUCCCCCGGGGGCACCAGGGCGACUACAAAGCAGGGCUGGUGUGUUGGCCUCAGUUCCCGGCGCGGCUUGGUUGGUGAACACACUUUCUCUGCCUGUAUAUAGUUCCUGCACGUGUGUGUUUUUGUUUCUUGAUGAAAGCUUUGUUAAAAAAAGAAGGGUUUGGAAGGGAGAGGCUCUUUGUUUCCCUUGCUCUGUCUUAAUAAACAGUAUAUUUUCUGCUUGUGAA
This is a messenger RNA of Ochotona curzoniae (black-lipped pika), 2815 nucleotides long. RefSeq names its product replication protein A1 (gene RPA1). Bases 81 to 1955 code for a protein of 624 amino acids. The record is from RefSeq and is a predicted model, not a curated record. Gene Ontology annotation, molecular function: damaged DNA binding; single-stranded telomeric DNA binding. The transcript is spliced from 17 exons. Gene Ontology annotation, cellular component: DNA replication factor A complex; nucleus. Gene Ontology annotation, biological process: DNA replication; telomere maintenance via telomerase; meiotic cell cycle. NCBI's taxonomy places the organism in Eukaryota, Metazoa, Chordata, Mammalia, Lagomorpha, Ochotonidae.